Molecule: messenger RNA, 648 nt
Organism: Naegleria lovaniensis
Lineage: Eukaryota; Heterolobosea; Eutetramitea; Acrasida; Naegleriidae
Exons: 1
Coding region: 1-648 (215 amino acids)
Biological process (GO): regulation of DNA-templated transcription
Molecular function (GO): zinc ion binding; sequence-specific DNA binding
Source: RefSeq, a predicted model, not a curated record
AUGUGGAGAAAGCAUCAAGUGAGUGGAAAGCCAUUAUGUAACAAGUGUGAACUCUACGUGUUGAGAUAUGGCACCGAUCGACCCUUGGUGAAUCAACUCAAAUGUGGAAAAAAACGUAAAUUCGUAAAUUCCAUGGUGGGUUCGACUUGUUCACUACUACCAACCGCUACUGCUGAAGCAUGGGUGAAUGCAGCUAGUAAUGGUUGUACUUGUUCAACAGGGUUGACAACAUCGAAUGCAUGUUCUCAAGCAUGUCUUACUAAAAAGAAGAAACAAGAAGAGGAGAGAGAUCAGCCUCAUGGUAAGGAGCAGAAGGUUGCUUCUAUCACUGCUAUGACAACGAGAAGUGGUGCAUGUUUGUCCUCUACCCCACAGCUAUCUGAAAUUAUUCAUGGACAAGAAAGUGGUGGAUGGUCCUCAUUGUCUGCAUUGAAAGAUCGUUUGCAAGAGGCCGCUGAAAGAUAUCCUGAUAUUAUUCAUACCUUCAUUUCAAUCGUUCGAAAACAUGUCCUAACUCAACCUCAGGUAGUGUCACGUUAUAUUAUCGCCCAAACUCCAGUUCAUGAAGAAUUCACAAUGGAGAAUCAUUCUACAGAUCAGCCAUUGAUGGAAGAGUGCUUGUUGCGUUUGGACAGUUCCACACCCUAA